Debaryomyces fabryi is the source of this 1755-nucleotide messenger RNA. Its product is annotated as ATP-dependent DNA/RNA helicase. The coding region runs from base 1 to 1755 and encodes 584 amino acids. Gene Ontology annotation, molecular function: ATP binding; RNA helicase activity; nucleic acid binding. Gene Ontology annotation, cellular component: nucleolus. The record is from RefSeq and is a predicted model, not a curated record. The transcript has a single exon. Lineage: Eukaryota; Fungi; Ascomycota; Pichiomycetes; Serinales; Debaryomycetaceae.
AUGGGACAAGAUAAAAAUAACCUAACAGCUGCUGCCGCUGCUGCCUAUGUUGAUGACUCAACUACUUGGGAAUCAUUUGGUUUAGAUCCUCGUUUAUUACAGGCUAUUGACCAAUUAGGGUUUGAAAAUCCAACAUUAAUCCAAUCAAGUGCAAUUCCCUUAGCCAUAGAAGAGAAAAGAGAUAUAAUUGCUAAAGCAUCUACUGGAUCGGGUAAGACAGCUGCGUAUAGUAUCCCUAUCAUCCAAAAUUUAUUGCAAGAUGAAUCAACUGAAAGAGAAAUCAAGAGUAUUAUACUUGUGCCAACAAGAGAAUUAUCAAACCAAGUUAGCCAAUUUUUGGAAAAGCUAUUAGUAUUCUGCAACAGUAAAAUCAGAUUAAUUAACAUAUCAUCAAAUUUGUCAGAUCAGGUUAUUAAUUCUUUAUUAAUAAACAAACCGGAAAUAAUUGUAUCUACACCUGCUAAAUUGAUUCAAAUUCUCGACAAGAACGUAAAUUCAAAUCUUAUCAAUUUAUCUGCUGUGAAAAACUUAACUAUUGAUGAAGUUGAUUUGGUGUUAUCAUAUGGUUAUUUAGAAGAUUUGCAAAAACUUGAAUCCUAUUUACCAAUCAAGAAGAAUUUACAAACAUUUUUGAUGUCUGCCACAAUAAAUGAUGAUUUGAAUGAUAUCAAGUCCAAAUUUUGCUCCAAGCCAGCAAUUUUAAAGCUAAAUGAUGAAGACGCCAAUCAAAAUAAUUUAAUUCAAUAUUAUGCAAAAACUACUGAAUUCGACAAAUUUUUGUUGACCUACGUUAUUUUCAAAUUAAAUUUAAUCAAAGGAAAAACAUUGGUCUUUGUAAAUAAUAUAGAUAGAGGAUAUCGUCUUAAAUUAUUUUUGGAACAAUUUGGAGUUAGAUGCUGUAUUUUGAAUAGUGAGUUGCCAAUCAACUCGAGGUUAAACAUUGUUGAGCAAUAUAAUAAGAACGUUUACAACUUACUUAUCGCUACUGAUGAAACUAAUGACUUUACUGUGGAAAAAGAUGAAAAUGAUGAAGAAGAGGAAAUAGCGGAAAAUAAGGAUGAUGAAAAUAAUGGAAAGGCAUCCAAGAAGAAAUCUAAACAAAAGAAAGAUAAAGAAUAUGGUGUAUCAAGAGGUGUUGAUUUCCGUAAUGUAGCCUGCGUUUUGAAUUUUGAUUUGCCUACUUCUUCUAAAUCUUACAUACACAGGGUCGGAAGAACCGCAAGAGCUGGUAAGUCAGGAAUGGCAUUAUCUUUUGUUUUACCAACUAAUGAAUUUGGAAAACAUAAAACUGCAUCGUUAUCCACUGCUAAGAAGGAUGAAAAGGUUUUGCGUCGGAUUGUUAGACAACAAUCUAACAACGGUUUCGAAAUCAAGCCAUACCAAUUUGACAUGAAGCAAGUUGAAGGGUUUAGAUAUAGAGCUGAAGAUGCCUUCAGAGCGGUUACGCAAACUGCUGUUAGAGAAGCUCGUAUAAAAGAAUUGAAAAACGAAUUAGUUAAUUCUGACAAAUUAAAGAGAUUCUUCGAAGAGAAUCCGCAAGAUUUAGCAUCAUUAAAGCAUGAUAAAGAGUUACACCCAACAAGGGUUCAGACUCACUUAAAGAGGGUACCCGAAUAUUUACUUCCUGAAAGUGCUAGGGCUGAUCAUAAGAAGAUCGGUUUUGUUCCUUUCCAUAAAAAUAAAGUACAUAAGAAUAGGAAAAGAAAACCAUCUGGUAGAAAACCGGAUCCUUUGAAAUCAUUUAGACCUAAAUGA